Molecule: messenger RNA, 1587 nt
Organism: Phialemonium atrogriseum
Lineage: Eukaryota; Fungi; Ascomycota; Sordariomycetes; Cephalothecales; Cephalothecaceae
Product: major facilitator superfamily domain-containing protein
Exons: 5
Coding region: 1-1587 (528 amino acids)
Biological process (GO): transmembrane transport
Cellular component (GO): membrane
Molecular function (GO): transmembrane transporter activity
Source: RefSeq, a predicted model, not a curated record
AUGGCCCAGGCAAAAUUGAUCGGACAGACCUCGUCGAGUGAAGUUGACUCCACUACGGCAACAACAAUAACAACGGCAACGCCAAAAUUACCGGAUCGUUACGCGGAUGAGAGUUACAGGCUCUUUUCUCAAGUCCAUGUUGACCCGCCUGGACCCGAGCAGGCCAGAAGAAUUCGUAACAAGUGCAUACGAUGGAUCCUACCAUUCCUCUGUGCCGGCUAUCAUUUAAUGUAUGUUGACAAGCAGACUCUUGGAAGCUCAGCUAUCCUCGGGAUUUUUGAAGACGCCGGACUGAACUCGAUCCAGUACAACUGGCUAUCGUCCAUCUUUUAUCUUGGAUACCUCGUGGCAGAAUGGCCGCAGAAUCUUGCGCUGCAGCACUUUCCAGUGGCGAGGUGGCUUGCCAUAAAUCUGGUUGUCUGGGGAUGCAUCAUCUUGCUGCAUAUACCGUGCAGUAACUUUGCGUCGCUCUUCGUUGUCCGCUUCCUUCUUGGCUUGGCAGAAGCCUGCAUAGUCCCUGCAUUUCUCUUGACCCUAUCCAUGUUCUUCACCUACGAUGAGCAGGCUGUUCUGAUGCCGUGCAUGUGGGCGAUCGGCAACUCCAGCCCCAUUACAUCAGGACUGCUCUCGUAUGGCGUGCUAUUUAUCAAAACCGGCAGCUUUGCGCCCUGGAAGUGGUUCAUGGUUAUCACAGGAACUCUUACUGUCCUUUUCGGCAUCCUUGUUUGGCUAUUAUUCCCAGAUAGCCCCCUCUCAGCACACUUCCUCACACCCGAGGAGCGUGCUCGAGCCGUCCUUCGGACCGCGUCGAACCACUCGGGCAUCGAACAGAAGCGCUUCAAGCGGUACCAAUUCCUCGAAGCCAUCAACGACCCCAAAACUUGGCUAUUCUUCCUCCAUGCCUGGUCGCAGGAGAUGGCCAACGGCCUGACUAACCAAUAUUCGCUCAUCAUCCAGUCGUUUGGCUUCACAACUCUGCAGACCACCCUCCUCGGCUGCAUCAAUGGCGUGACGGCGCUUAUAUCUCUGGGCGGUACCGCCAUUAUUCUCGCCAAGACCCGCAACUGCCGUGCAUGGUUGUCCGCCAUAUCAUACGUCCCGCCGAUAGUGUCCUGCAUCCUCCUCAUAACCCUCCCAUGGAGUAACCGUUGGGGUUUGUUGACUGCCAUCUGGAUCCGCGCAACAGGUGGUAUACCAUACAGCGUCGUCAUGGUCUGGGCAGCAAAUUGCUCAGCCGGCCACACAAAGAAGACGGCUGUGAUUGCCAUGUAUCACGUCGGGUACGGUCUGGGCAACAUUCUCUCGCCACAGCUGUUCCAGCCGCAGUACAAGCCGCGGUAUGUCGUUACGUGGUCCGUGAUAUUGGGCGUGGCAUGCGUGCUCCCAAUGGUCGUCGUACUCUAUCUGAGGUGGUACUUGGUUAGGGAAAACAAGAGGCGGGACGCGUUGGCAGAACGGGGACUUGUCAGGGAGAUCGGAAUCGUCGAACACGUUGAUGAGAACGGCGUGAGCACGGAAGAGGUGGUUGAUGCUCGGCAGUUGGACCUGACGGAUAAAGAAAAUCUCGCCUUCCGUUACGUUCUGUAG